This is a messenger RNA of Asterias rubens (European starfish), 2786 nucleotides long. Its product is annotated as bis(5'-nucleosyl)-tetraphosphatase [asymmetrical]-like. Bases 42 to 521 code for a protein of 159 amino acids. Lineage: Eukaryota; Metazoa; Echinodermata; Asteroidea; Forcipulatida; Asteriidae. Gene Ontology annotation, molecular function: bis(5'-nucleosyl)-tetraphosphatase (asymmetrical) activity. The transcript is spliced from 2 exons. Gene Ontology annotation, biological process: ATP biosynthetic process; AMP biosynthetic process. The record is from RefSeq and is a predicted model, not a curated record.
GCCAUUGUCAUCACACUUUUCAUUCAUCGUUUGUUUUCAUAAUGCACAGGGCACGGGCUGUCGAUAUUGUUAAAGCUGGCGGAUUACUCGUUUUCCGUCGAUGUCAACAAAAAAUUGAGUAUCUGAUGCUGAAAAAGCCUAGACAUAAGUUACACUGGUCGCCACCAAAAGGUCACGUAGAUGCAGGGGAAACCAACUAUGACGCAGCCAUUAGAGAAACAUUUGAGGAAGCAGCCCUCCGAGAAGAACAUCUCAGCAUAUACAAAGAUAAAUGCUGGACACUCACUUACCUGACAAAGGGAAACAGAACUAAAGAGGUUGUCUAUUGGCUGGCUCAGCUGAGAGACUGGAAUACACCCAUUAAAUUGUCCAAUGAGCACGAUGGUUACAAGUGGGUUGUAAUCUCUGACGCCCUGGAGAUGUCCGACAGGGCCAACUGGCCAGAAAUGAGGAGGAUGCUACUUGAAGCUGAGGAACACCUGCGAUUGAACAUGGCUGAUGGAUCUACGACCUCUACAUAAUUAUUCAAUGUUAUCUCCAUUUAGGUUGUUUCCAUUCUUAAUUUGUUUGUUUUUUAGUGUGUGAUUCUUAAUGAAGUAUUUUAACUAGGUCAGCUUUGUAAGUCAAUAAUAGUACUUCCUUCUGUGUUAUGAUUGUGCAUGGUGUUUUAUUUUUUGAAAUGUUGCAUAUGAAGUGAAACAAUUUGCCAGUUUUUUUAAAUGUAAAUUUAUUGAUUUUAUUUAAGAACUACUUUUUAACGAUGCAGUGCAAUUGUAAAUUUGAGUUUAACUGUAAUUAUUUGAUACUUUGUGUUUUAACCGAACUUCAUGAAUAACCAAUUGAUGUAACAAUAUAUUGAAAUACAAGUUUUGGAGACAAAAGGGUUUCUUAGAUCGUAUGCAAAAACUAAUUGUAAAGCAAUUUUUAUAAACCUAAUUCAUACUUGUCGUGUUCAACCAUUUGAAACCAUUCACCUUGCACACUAUGUACAGGGCACACAACUACAGACUCAAAUUACAGUUCACCAUGAAUGAAAUUAUAGUUCACCAUGGGUGCAAUUAUAGUUCACUAAAUCAACCAGGGUGUACCAACAUGUAACAAAGUAGCACGCAAACUCUUUGAUAUCAGGGUAUUGUCAAGGUUGUGUGCUUAGCAGAGAAUACUGCUCAGUCCUCACCACAUGCACUGUAUGCAUUUGCUUAGCAAACAUGGCAAGGAGAGUUGCCACAAGCUUUCAAAUGGGCAUACAUGUUUUCCCUCAUGAUGUACUGUAUGCACAUGAUGUAUUUAGCAUUUUUGUCUUAAAAUGUGGUUAUAACUUCAUCUUUUAGGAUUUUUAGUUUAUUUUUUAGUGAUAAUUGUAAUAAACACCCUCUUAAGUAAACAUGUAGGGCCUACCUAAGUAAAUAAAUGUGUGGUCGAAAAUGGCAGGUUCAUACAUGUACUGUAAUAUAGAUUUUUAAUCGGAAUUAUCAACGUUCUGAGAUUUUGUUUCGCCUGGGUGGGUUCAAAAUCAAAAUAGAAAAAGUAAAAAGUUUCAAACAAAAUUCAAAAACACCAAAUAAACAAAUGAAAUGGCACAAAAUAGAAAUCUUAAGUUCAGGUUUGCAUUUUUAGUUCAUGAGUACAAAACAACACGAAACCUGCGAUCUUCACAUAAAUCCCUGCCGACUCCCCCAGUUAUCAAAACCAAGUCGUACGGUACCCGCUCUUUCCAAUAUGCAUCAGUUCAGUUAUGGAACAGUCUUCCAAGAGGUUGUCAAACACUUAACAGAUUGAGACAUCAGAACAAUUCAAAAUCCGGUUAUAAACAUAUCUGUUUACUUUGUACAAUAGUUGUUGAUUUCCUUUUACAGCGCAUCUAUAGGGACCUCAUGGUGAUACGCGCUAUAUAGAAUGGUUUUAUUAUUGUAUUAUUAAUAUUAGUAGCCCCGGUAUGGCAUCAGUCACUGAAAAAGAGGCACACAUAGAGAAGUCUAUUUCUACCUCCAUGGUAAUAGAGUGUAACAUGGACUGACCCAUAUAUUUAUAACCACUUUUGAACCCCAAACUACCCUAAAUAAGUAUUGAUUAAAUGUUAAUAAAAUUGAGCUCUUGCCUAAGUGUUUUAUGCAGAAAUUCUCUCUCAGUGUCAGUGUUGAGGUUUAUAGAGUACAACUAUGUGUAUACUUCAAUGAAUGUAGCCAAUCAAUUAUUAUGCAAAAUAACUACUUGUCUUGAAGAUAUCUAUGUAUUUUAAAUAGCAAGUAUAAUGUUUGUCAGUGAAUUUUUAGAGCUGCUACAUGUUACUAAACUCAUGACAAAACAUCUUUUAGACUUUGAAUAUAGCGUACAUAAACAUGUAUUGUCCAACUUCUUGUUUAAUACGGCAAGUCCUUUUUCAUUGUUAUGUUGUACAAUAACAGGAAAACAAGGAAAAGGGGGAAACAAGAACUUAAAAGAACCUCCUUUUCUUGUGAGGAUAUGCAGGCCUGGAAUUUCAUCUUUGAGAGGGCAAGGGCAUUUUCAUUUUGCAUUUCUUAUUAUGGUCUACAUGUACAUGUAUUGUAGGGGGGGGGGGGGAGUGUCCUAAACUUUUGAAGGGCCACCAAGGUCAAGACCAAGGCAACAGAGGUCAUAUGUAGCUUUCAUGUAACUCCAUGUCUGGAUUAAAAAAAAGUGUAAAAUAAUCUGCUGAAAAAGCAGCUAACCUCGUGAAUUCAGGACUUUUGGCCACUUUGGGAGAAUGACUAGUACAACAUGUACAAUGCACAUGUACAUUGUAUGUUAAAGCAAUCGCACACCAU